GGUAAAUUGAAGCAACUAUAUAAAUGGGGCCGAUCUACAUCUGCAGCCAGUACAGACAUUGUGUGUCCACGUGCAAAUAGAGUAUCUCGUAUAUCCAUCCAUAUUUAAAAUGAAAACUAUUUUUGCUUUCAUCGCUUUGUUGGCGGUUGUAUUCGCCGCCCCACAAAACCCAGCAGACAGGGAUGCUGUCGUCGUUCGUAGUGAACUGGAUAACAUUGGUGUUGAUGGAUACAACUGGGCUUACGAAACCAGCAAUGGAAUUUCCGCCUCCGAGCAGGGCCAGUUGAACAACGCCGGUACUGAGAACGAAAUCAUGGCCGUUCGUGGUCAAUUCAGCUACGUCGGUGCUGAUGGAGUUACCUACACUGUAACAUACAUCGCCGAUGAAAAUGGCUUCCAACCACAGGGAGCACAUCUUCCUAAAGCGCCAUGAGUAUCCACAGCGACCGCAGCGCCCUCCAUAGGGUAGCUCAAUUGUCGCCGAGUAUCUACAUUCGACAAUUUAAAUCAAACUACGCAGAAGAAGGAAAUUUACAACAAAUAAUCAAUAAUACAUAAUUUUCAUAAAAUUCUGUGUUGCUGAUGAUGAUAUUUUCUCACUUCGCGUUUCUAUUUAUGUAAAUAUUGUAAGAUAAACAGAUGAAACUAUUAAAUAAAAGGAAACUUUACAAGAA
Molecule: messenger RNA, 674 nt
Organism: Dalotia coriaria
Lineage: Eukaryota; Metazoa; Arthropoda; Insecta; Coleoptera; Staphylinidae
Product: flexible cuticle protein 12-like
Exons: 3
Coding region: 110-433 (107 amino acids)
Cellular component (GO): chitin-based extracellular matrix
Molecular function (GO): structural constituent of chitin-based larval cuticle
Source: RefSeq, a predicted model, not a curated record